AAAUAAUACUCAAAACCUUAGUAUACAUAUUUACAAAAUUACUAUUUUAUCGCUGGAGAGCUUAAUGCAAAGUCGACAUCAGAAUUACUGCAACGGAAUCGUAAACACUACUUACAUUUUCAGCCGCCGGCCUUGUGUUUACAUCGUUAUCACUGAUCACUUUGCUGGUGUCCAUCUUUGACAACUCAAACUAUACUAGGCGAAGCAAUUACAAAACUGCCAGAGAACUUUUUCCAAUACGAAAUCGUUCUAACGUCUUACCCUGCUUACCCCGAUCGCAUUUAUACAAACCGACAUACGUCUAUUGGGAAAAUAUACUACAUACUAUACAUAUGUAUGUAUGUAAGGUUAUAAAAUCUAUCUGACCAGAGAUCGACAAGCCGACAAUUUCUUCGGAAUUUGGCAAUUGCCUUAGACAAUAAAUUUCUUGAAUAUAUCUCGGCAAAUGAAAAAAGUUUUCCAUACAAGCAGCUAUAUGCUAUAGCGAUCCGAUCUAAACAAUUUCUUCGAAGAUUGCAUAUCUCGCCAAAUAAAAAUGCUUUCCAUAUAAGCAUUUAUUUCCGAUCGUUUAGUUUGUAUAACAUCUAUAAGCCGUAGUGGUUCCGAGCAACCUUAACAUCCUUAUGGAGAGAAAACAACGUGUGCGAAAUUUCAUAUCGAUAUGACAAAAGCUGAAGCCCGGUUCGUGUCUAUACUGACGGACAAACUGACGGGCUAAUAGACUUUCUAAAUCAACACAGCUCGUCAUGCUGAUCAUCUAUAGUAUACAUAUAUAAUUUUCAUAAGGUUGGCAAACUUUAUAUACCUUGAUCAGGGUAUAAAUAUGUCUCUUGUAUCCACUCAGAUAGAAUCAACAAGAAAGUAAAUGAGUUGUCCAAGAUAGGAGUAGUAUGGUAUAAGACAAUUCAGAGAAACAAAUAAAAGGUGAUCCAUUUCGAGGUUCCUUACUUUUUUAAAGAAAAGAAACUUCAAAUUUAAUGGGGAAUGUUUGUUAAUAUUCACAAGAACAUUCUUUGGCAUUUAUUAUUUGAAUUUCGAUUGGUAACUGUCGAAUGACAUGGGUGACGUUUUGCACCAAGGUCUGAAUCGAAGCAGGAUUGCCCGCAUAGUUUUUAGAUUUUACAUACCCUCACAAAAAAACGUCUAAAGAUGUGAUAUCAAAUGAAUUUAAUGGCCAAUCGACCGGCUCAAAACGUGAAAUUAUCUGCUUACCGAAGUGUUGUCUCAAUAAAUCCAUUGAUUGAUGCGAUGCGCGGAAAGUGGCGGCAUCUUGUAGAAGCUAAAUAUCACGAGCUUCAAUUUCAGUCAUCAAAUAACGGUCGGUUCUUUGGAGAAAUAGGGACCGAUGGUUCCAACGGUCUACAAACCACGCCAAAUCGUUGUUUUUUCUGGAUAAAAUGCCAGCUCUUGAAUAUCUACAGGUUGUUCUUCGUUCCAAAUGCACCAAUUUUGCGAUGUCGCUUGGGAAGAUCGAGCGGCUUCAGUUCUUGCACGAGCUGUAUUUUGUUCGCUUUCAAUUUGAGAUCUCGACGUAAAAUGCGCCAAGUCGUUUCAUACGUCACCGAAUCGACUCUCCAAUGCGUGCAGGACGUGAUCUAUUCGGUCGAAUAUUAUCCCAUAAUGAAUGUUGAGUCUAAAAAUGAGUGAUGGUGUUACGAAUAGUACGUCAAUCACGUCAAUACGUUAACCAUAAGUUGAGCGAAGCGCCCGAAACCCAUUCGUUACAGAAGAGUUGCCAAUUUUCUCAUCCAAUUUUUAUUCUUCAAUGCUUCGCCGAUUUCCCAUAGUUAUAAUAAAAUAAUUUUGCGAUUCACUGCUGUGUUAUUGUGCUAUUCAGAUAAUAAUUUAUAAAAAGAAAAUUUUGUUAUUCGAGGAAUGGAUUUUUGACAUACAGUUCUCUUUCGGUCUCUCAAGCCUGCGCUUCAAAAUGCCCCAAACCAACUCCCACAAUGCCGCCGACAGCAUUGAGCAAAAGCUGCUCGGAAUUCUCGCUGCUCAAGAUCUGGGCGAUAUAACGCAGGAGCUGUGCGAUUUCUCACUCGAAGAACAAAAUGCCACAGCCGAGGCGCAGGGCAUACAACCAAGCACCUCCGCAGAUUACAUACCUGUACUCGGAAAAUCGGUGACAUACAUAGUCGCUAGCGUAUUGUUCAACGAGAGGGAUGAGGUGCUCAUGAUGCAAGAGGCUAAGCAAUCAUGCGCCGGCAAAUGGUAUCUACCAGCUGGGCGGAUGGAAAAGGGCGAGACCAUCUGCGAGGCUGCUGUGCGUGAGGUUUAUGAGGAAACUGGUCUAAAUGUUGAUAUCACAACUCUAUUAGCCAUCGAAGUGGCGGGCGGCUCAUGGUUCCGUUUUGUGCUCACCGGUCGCGUCACAGGCGGUCAGUUGAAGACACCCGCUCAGGCGGAUAACGAGUCAUUGCAGGCAAAAUGGAUCGGCAGACUGUCUGAGUUGCCGUUACGCGCUAAUGACAUUAUAAAUUUAAUCGACAUUGGCCGCUCAUAUAACGAACGCAACUCAUCACCGCAGGCACCACCCUAUCACCCGGAUGUUUUGCCAACAAAGUACUCACAUCACAAAAAUUAUUUGCGUGUCGUCGCGGUGAUACGCAAACGUGCCACCAAUUCGUUGAAUGUGCUUGUUAGUGAAAAGAAUGUGCAUCAUUUCCCCACGGUCGAGGUGCAUCCACAGCGCAGUCUUCACUCGACGCUACGCAAAUUUAUGAUCGAGCUAUUCGGCGCGGAGUUGCCACAACAUCGGCCCCACGGCAUUCUCAGCGUCGAACACUGUCCCUCGCCAAUGCCAUACACGAGCGAUGGUAUUUGCCUGAAUGUGUUGGUAGUAUUUCGACCGCCUUUAGAGGAAGUGGCGCUUAUUGGCAAAUGUACAUGGCAUGAGUUGAGUCGUCCGCUCGAGGAGAAAUUGGGGCGCAUACUGUCGAGCAAACAUUCCACAAUCCCUUUGAAUGUCAUACGGUAAACAGAUGCGUUGGUGUGCUUGGGGUUACGUUUGGGGUCUGGAUUCGGGAAAUGCAAGUGAGCAGGAUUCAACAAAGAAUAAAACAAAUAAUUAGGUGUAAUAUUUGCGCACAUUAUUAAAGUGAGCUAAAUUACAAACAAACGUGUUUAGUGGAAUCUACGGAGCUGCAGUGCUGCGCUACAACUUAUACUACUUAUUUGCAAUAAUAUUUAUUUUUUAAAUAUUUUGAUUUUAUAUACACCAAUCAUUGUUUAUUAAGUUGCUGUUAUACAAAUUUUUAUGUUAUAAAUAAAAAUUUCAUGUUAACUACAUA
This is a messenger RNA of Bactrocera dorsalis (oriental fruit fly), 3290 nucleotides long. Its product is annotated as 8-oxo-dGDP phosphatase NUDT18. The record is from RefSeq and is a predicted model, not a curated record. The coding region runs from base 1928 to 2977 and encodes 349 amino acids. Lineage: Eukaryota; Metazoa; Arthropoda; Insecta; Diptera; Tephritidae. Gene Ontology annotation, molecular function: 8-oxo-GDP phosphatase activity; magnesium ion binding; 8-oxo-dGDP phosphatase activity. The transcript has 3 exons.